This is a messenger RNA of Austrofundulus limnaeus, 1327 nucleotides long. It is a transcript of the gene nifk, whose product is annotated as nucleolar protein interacting with the FHA domain of MKI67. NCBI's taxonomy places the organism in Eukaryota, Metazoa, Chordata, Actinopteri, Cyprinodontiformes, Rivulidae. The record is from RefSeq and is a predicted model, not a curated record. The transcript has 6 exons. Bases 131 to 946 code for a protein of 271 amino acids. Gene Ontology annotation, molecular function: RNA binding.
GCAGACAGCGCUUCUGUUCCACCGUGUUUCCGGUUCUUUUCACGUGCACUCGGACCAACGUGCUGCGUGAAGAGCUGGUUCGUGAAGCUUUUUCUCUUCCUUUAACUUUUCAUGUUUUAAGUUGAGUAAAAUGACUGAAGGCAAAGCAGAAUCGAAGCGGGCUAAAGAGCUGCUCGCUUUAAACCCGACACAGGAGGCCGAGUUCAAGAAGAAAGUCCUGGAGGCCCAGAAGAACAAGAACCGACCUAAACAGGACAGCCGCUUGUCUCCGGGGGUGAUUUACGUCGGCCACCUCCCUCUGGGUCUGUGCGAGCCGCAGCUCCGCUCUUACUUCCAGCAGUUCGGCAGGAUUCUGCGCCUCCGGCUUUCCAGGAGCAAAAAGACCGGUCGGAGCAAAGGUUACGCCUUCGUAGAGUUUGAAUGUGAAGACGUUGCUCAGAUCGUGGCAGAAACCAUGAAUAAUUACCUGAUGGGAGAGAGACUCAUCAAGUGUCAGCUCAUCCCGCCGGAGAAGGUCCACGAGAAGAUGUUCGUGGGAGCUCAGACCGUGUUCAAGAAGCCGUCGAACCCGGCCGUGGCCCGCUACAACAAGCAGCGCUCCCAGCAGCAGCUCACAGCCAUGACCGAGAGGCUCCUGCGCAAAGAGUCGAAGCUCCGCAAGAGGCUGGCAGCGCAGGGCGUCGACUACGACUUCCCGGGAUUCGCGGCUCAGGUGCCUCAGAAGAAGAAGUCGUCCUCUGGUGUCAUAAACGAGUCGACCUGCAGCGAGGACCCCACACCUGUCUGCACCCCCACCUUCCUGGAGAGGAGGAAGAGCACGGCUGCAAACGACGAAGACGAUAAUGAGAUCAUCAUCAACAUGCCCAAAGUCGAGCAGGAYGAAGACUGCGUAGUGGACGAGGACAGCUCUGAGGACAGCUCUGAGGAGGACACGGGGACACACUGAAUGUCCUCAGGGUUGGACUGAAAUGUGCCUCCAGAACUCAGAAAUCUCUUGAUUUCACUGUAAAUGUUGUUUUUCCUGUACAGCAUCUUUAAUCUGAGUGUUUUUAAAGAUCUUUAACAAAUUUUCCUGAAUAGUUUUCAUCCCUGAUGUAAAACUAGAAAAUAAAUAUUGCUCUGCUUUAAGAGCAGACCUGACUUGGUCAGCUGUCUGAUAAUAAUAACCUUAUUAUUAAAAUAAAUUUGUUGUUGAGCUGUUUUUUUAAUAACAAUGUGUUUAAUUGAGAAAAUAUAACAUCUGGGAGCAGAUGGAAGAGAAGCUGAAGAGGUGUAGGCACGAUGCUCUGCAGAGAAGAAGCACGAGAAUAAAAUAAAGGUCAAGCAU